Molecule: messenger RNA, 811 nt
Organism: Hermetia illucens (black soldier fly)
Lineage: Eukaryota; Metazoa; Arthropoda; Insecta; Diptera; Stratiomyidae
Product: translation initiation factor IF-2-like
Exons: 2
Coding region: 25-714 (229 amino acids)
Source: RefSeq, a predicted model, not a curated record
CCUCACUCUACCAACUACCUCACUAUGAAAUUCGCAGUAGCAUUUGUAGUACUUGCCCUCAUCGGUGCUAUCAACUGCGGAUACCCUCACGUGGAAGGACUAACAGACAUAGCACAAGGAUCUGCAAAUCAGGCCCACUCUGCGGUAGCCAGCCAAUAUGCAGCAGCUCAGCGAGCAUCCUACGCCGCAAAAAGCAGUUUAGCUCAGCAAGCAGCACAAGCCGCAGCCACCGCUCAGGCAGCUCUUGCUGGAAAGCACGUCCUUCUCCAAAACUUAGAACAGCAAAAGGCCAGGGCCCAAGCUAACUUGCACGAGGAGCUAUCCCAACUUCAAUCUGCAGAGAAACUCGCAGCUGCAUCAUCAGCCACUGCUCAUGCGGCUGCGAAACAAGCUGCUAUCAUCAGAGGAGCUGCCGAAAAUGCAGAAGCCUUAGCCAGACAAGCUGAUAACGCCGCUCAUAAUGCUGCACAGGCAUUGGCUUCCCAAAACGCUAUGGCUGCUGCUGCUAAGGCUAACUUGAAUGAAAUCGAACAUCGCGUGGAAGCAACUCGUGCUGAUUAUUUGGCUACAAAGGAAGCAACCCAGAAAGCCGUCGACUUUGCUCAGAAGGCUCAACAAAACGCCGCUGCCGCUGGAUCUCAUUCAAUCGAAGGACCUGAUGGCGGAAAACCUGCAAUUCCUUUCGGGCAUGAUGUGCAAACCUAUUUUCAUUGAUUAAUAAUUUGUUGAAUUAUUAUACAAAGAUGAGGAUGGUUUGCCAAAAUUUUUAGUAAACGCUAUGAACUAAAAUAAAAACGUAUCUGGAACAUUA